AUGUCUUUCCUUGACUCGGACUCGGACGACGGAGGCGCGUUCCUCAUGCCGUACCAGACGACCAUUCCGAGUCUGGCGGGUGCAGGAGGCACAAACAAGGGCUUUGCCAGCGGUCACGGACUAGACAUGGCCAAUCCAUUUGGCGGCGACGGUGAGAGCGACGAUAGCGAGCUUGACAACCCGUUUGCUGACGGCGACGACAAAGGCGAUGACGGCGACGACGACGAGUACGGGAACCCGUUUGCCGAUGCUGUGCCACAAGUGUCGGUCGCAGCGCGUGCUCGGGAGCAGGCGCAGGCACAGAGAGGCGCAGCCGGACGGGGCCGGGUGGCGAGCCCAAAGGGCGACGAGGAGGCGGCAAACCCGUUUGCGGCGGCUGAUGCUGCCGAUAGCGCCGCCAAUGACGACCAAGUUGACAGCAAUCCGUUUGCCAAUCCAUUUGAGUCGCCUGGAGUGGCAGCUGCCAAGAGUCGUGCGAGGUCCGGGACACCUGGCGGUGACGACGGCGAGUAUUCGUACUACACCGACGACGACGAAGACGAGGCUGUUGCGGCGAGCCCAGCCAGACCUGCAGGCCGGAGCGAGACGAGUGUAGAAGCUGCGGCGAGCUCGGCGAAGGCUGCCGCUGCCGUUGUUGGCAAUGGCGAUGGCGAUGGCCUAGAUGCGCUGCCAGCCGAGCUGGUUCCCGAGGGCUACGAAGGCCGGCUCAUCACUGUGCAGCCACUGGCGGGCACGUUUGACUCGGAAGACAGCUCGGGAAGUGAGAGUGCGGCGACGGCGGCCAAGAAGCUCGGACGCAAGCUCGGCUCAUCGCUCGGGCUCUUCAAGCACACGGUGUACACAGUGCGGACCGAACAGCACUCGAGGGUGAUGGAGGUGGAGCGGCGGUACAAGCACUUUGACUGGCUCUACCAGCAACUGUCGGAGGCGUUCUCGUUCCGACUUGUGCCGACGCUGCCGGAGCGCAAGUUCUUCGGCCGGUUUGCCAAGAACUUUAUCGCGCGGCGGCGGGCCGGCCUGGAGUCAUUCCUCAACUUUAUCGCCAACCACCCGAUAAUGUGCCGGAGCUGGGCGCUCGAGGCCUUUCUCACCACCAUGGACAAACGCGAGUGGGAGGCGAUCAUGGCCGGAAAGGUGCCUGGUGGCGGCGACCUCGGCAACACGCUUGGGCUUCCGAGUGGCGGCGUGACCGAGUAUCUCACGCCCGCACUGCGGAUCCGGGCCGAGGCUAUGGCGGCCAAGGUGGCCGGCUACCAGGCCUUCAUCCGCGCAGCGCAAAAGACGUCGGAGCGGCGCGAGGCGCGGAUCCGUGAGGAUGUGGAGGACAUGCACAUCUUCGCCGAGGCGCUCCAUGGCGCACUCGACGACUCACACCAGCCUGUGGCCCACGAUGCGCCGCAGCUGGUCCACGCGGGUAUCUGGGUCCGCAAUCUCGACCGCGAGCUUGACGGCUACUCGAGCGCCGUCACCGACGAAGUGUGGUCGUACCAGGGCCUGCUCGGCACCGCCAUCGGCAUCGCCAACGGCAUGGCCAACGCCGUCGCUGCGCGAGACAAGCAAGCCGAGGCGACGAAGGCACUCUCCAACGCGGCCGCCACCGCCCGAAGCAAGGCUCUCCAGGCGCCCGACGAUCUCGCUGCUGAGGACGUGGCGCGCAAGCUGGAGGCCCAGGUCACCGCCGCCCGCGCCGAUGCCGACAUCGCCCUCUACUGCGUCUUGCAAGAGUGGAAAAUCUUCCACGAGUACCAACCGCAGGUUGUCUCGCAGAUCAUGGAGCAGUACGUUGUCGGCGAGUCGGCCUCGCUUCCCGAGCGGGUCCGCAAGCUCUGGUUCGACACGCUGCCGUAG
Molecule: messenger RNA, 1848 nt
Organism: Thecamonas trahens ATCC 50062
Lineage: Eukaryota; Apusomonadida; Apusomonadidae
Product: sorting nexin-12
Exons: 2
Coding region: 1-1848 (615 amino acids)
Biological process (GO): endocytosis; plasma membrane tubulation; endosomal transport
Cellular component (GO): cytoplasmic vesicle; plasma membrane
Molecular function (GO): phosphatidylinositol binding
Source: RefSeq, a predicted model, not a curated record